AUGGGUCUUUCCAAAGAGCAGCGUAUUGGCAUCUUGUUGGGUAUCGAUGGCCUCUUCUUUCUCAUCGAGCUCUCAGUCGGCUAUGCCGUACAUUCUUUAGCCCUGGUGGCUGAUGCUUUCCAUAUGUUGAACGAUGUACUCUCCCUAUGUGUGGGCCUCUGGGCCGUGAAAGUUGCCAACAGUGGCGCCUCCAAUAUGUACACCUAUGGCUGGCAACGCGCUGAGACACUUGGUGCUCUCGUCAACGGCGUGUUCCUGGUCGCGCUAUGCAUGUCGAUCUUUCUUGAAGCCAUCCAGCGAUUUGUGGAACCCCAAGUGGUUAGCAACCCGAAGCUCGUCUUGAUCGUUGGUUGUCUCGGCCUAGCUUCCAAUAUCCUCGGCCUUCUACUCUUCCACGACCACAGUCACGGCCAUGGUGGUGAAGAAGAUGCACAUGAGCACGAUCAUGUCCGAAAUGCGGAAGAAGGCCAUUCACACACCCAUACGCACGAUGAACAAACUUCAAGAAUCAUGGAUCCCAACGGAAGCGUGGCAGAUGUCCUUCCCCAGGUGGCUGUGACCGGACCUCAGAAGACCACAAAAUCUCCCGACUUCACUGCCUCCGACGAGGACAGCACGACUGUCUCAGCACAGUCAACGCAGACUCCUAGUCGCAAGUCCACGACUGGUGGUGACCUCACACGACACAGACGACGUACCAGUGGAUCAUAUAGUCGUGGCUUUGGCUCCGUCGACAAUAUUUCCAUUCAUCCUGCGUCAUUCCGGAACGAGAUCAUCCAAGCGGCCCGCCUCGAAGAACGAUCUGAGGAGGAUUCAGGUGAAGAGGAGGCGUUGCUUGACGAAAAUGGCGGCCCCAACCAUGGCAACGGAAGCCCAUCGCGCCUAGGCAAGCAUGACUUUAUCAACUAUGGCAGUAUGUCCAAAAAGGACAGCCGGGUCUACAACCACGAUGAUCACCAUCACAACAAGCCGAAGGAUUCCGCCGAUCAUGCUGCACAUUCGCACGGUGGCCACGGGCAUUCACAUGGCGAUCUCAACAUGCGCGGCGUCUUCCUGCAUGUACUUGGAGACGCUUUGGGCAAUAUCGGUGUCAUUGUCACGGCUCUCAUCAUCUGGCUUAGUAGCUUUCCAGGCCGUUACUACUUCGACCCUGCUGUCUCUCUGAUCAUUACGGUUAUCAUUCUUUGCUCCGCCAUUCCGCUAUGCAAGGCUGCCAGCCGCAUUCUACUGCAGGCGGUUCCCAUGGGAAUGAGCAUCGACGAAAUUCGUGCCGACAUUGAGUCUCUUGAGAGAGUCAUCGAGGCUCAUCACGUCCAUGUUUGGCAACUCAGCGACACCAAGCUCGUUGCCAGCUUGCAUGUCAAGGUCGAUUGCGAAGUCGAAGGCUCUGGCAGCUCUAGCUACAUGCACCUAGCCCGUGAGAUUCGUCGCUGUCUCCACGGCUACGGCAUCCAUAGCAGCACUAUUCAGCCCGAGUUUACCACAGCGGCUGAAGAUGCGCUUCUACAAGCGGCCGUCGAUGAAGAACAAAACGGUUCGGGAAGCGCCAGCCCCAACGGCCCAGCGGCUGGCAAGCACUCCAAGGCUGGUAGUCUCAGAUCCGAUGUUGGGAGGACAUGCUUGCUGGACUGCAGCGACAACUGCGCUGACUCGAAGCAAUGCUGCCCGCCCGGUGCAAAUGACGCAAAGAAAUAG
This is a messenger RNA of Cyphellophora europaea CBS 101466, 1695 nucleotides long. RefSeq lists its product as uncharacterized. The record is from RefSeq and is a predicted model, not a curated record. The coding region runs from base 1 to 1695 and encodes 564 amino acids. Gene Ontology annotation, cellular component: membrane. Gene Ontology annotation, molecular function: zinc ion transmembrane transporter activity. Lineage: Eukaryota; Fungi; Ascomycota; Eurotiomycetes; Chaetothyriales; Cyphellophoraceae. Gene Ontology annotation, biological process: zinc ion transmembrane transport; intracellular zinc ion homeostasis. The transcript is spliced from 3 exons.